AGAGCAAGCAGCAGCAUCUCCGAAGGCUCCUCCAAACACGAACCACCAGCACCAACUCAACAGUGUCUCUUUCUACGACACGCAAGGGAGCGUCAAAACCAACACGAAAGCCAGUUUGAGGAGGAGGAGGAGGAGGACAGCUGACGUCACGGAGAGGGAGCGAGAGAGCCAGGAGCAGGCAGCUGUUCCCCCGGAUGGUGGUGCUGAAAUCGAUUCUGUCAGACCAAACAGGGCGGAUGCUGUGGAUGAUAAGGGAAGACAUCCCGAGCGAUUUGCCCUCCCGUCGUUGCUUAUCCUCCUUGCGCCUUUCUGCUUUCAAAGGGGAACACCAUUUCACGUUUUGGGGCGUGAAACCGGCCUGCUCCGAUAGACAGCGAAGAAACGCAGAGGGGAGAAGAUAGGUCUGCCUGCCGCAGAGAUAGAUAACCGGCAAAUUUAAGGGGUUGCGGCUCAGGCCUGGGUUUAUGGAGCAAAGGAUGCCCACAAGCUAAACUCACAAGUUCAAUUCCAUCUGCAAAAAGCGACCGAAGAAAAGCCUCGCAAAGAUGCAAACCAAAGCAGGCAGCGCAGACGGGGAGGAGGCCGCUCAGGCGGAGGUACCCACCGCCUCUGGGUCUCUAGAGGCGGGGUCCGUGACACAGCAAGACCAGGGCCUUCUGGAUGAGAUGGAGAAAUUACUGGAGGAAAACGAUGAUCUUAAGUGUGAGAUCGAGGAGAUGAGGAACGAGAUGGACGAGAUGCGCGACACCUUCUACGAGGAGGACACCUGCCAGCUGCAGGAAAUGAGGCGUGAGCUGGAGAGAGCCAAUAAGAACUGCCGGAUCCUGCAGUACCGCUUGAGGAAGGCAGAGCGGAAGAGGAUGCGCUACGCACAGACGGGGGAGAUCGAUGAAGACCUGCUGAGGAGCCUCGAGCAGGACCUCAAGGUCGCCAAAGACGUGUCGGUACGACUCCAUCACGAGCUGGAGAACGUGGAGGAGAAACGCACCAAGACGGAAGACGAGAACGACAAACUGAGGCAGAAGCUCAUCGAGGUGGAGGUGACCAAGCAAGCCCUGCAGAACGAACUGGACAAAACCAAAGAGUCUCAAAAGCGACGAGGAAGCAAAGAUCUACUGAAGACAGACAAGAAGUCGGCGGGGACGCCUGCUGAGGAGGACAACGAGGACCUCAAGUGCCAGCUGGCCUUCAUCAAAGAGGAGGCGGUGCUGAUGAGGAAGAAGACGGCCACCAUCGACAAGGAGAAGGACCGCCUGGAGCAGGAGCUCCAGAAGUACCGCUCCUUCUACGGGGACCUGGACAGCCCCCACCCCAAGGGUGAGGCCGGGGGCCCGCCCACCACCCGCGAGUCUGAGCUGAAGCUCCGCCUCCGCCUGGUGGAGGAGGAGGCCAAUAUCCUGGGCAGGAAGAUCGUGGAGCUGGAGGUGGAGAACCGGGGCCUGCGCGCCGAGCUGGACGACCAGCGGGGCGAGGGCGAGGGCGGGGAGGACGGCAGCCGGGGGCCGGGCGGCGCGGGCCGGGGGCGGGGCCUGCGGGAGGACCUGACGGAGCUGCGGCAGCAGCUGCAGCUGGUGGAGGACGAGGCGGAGCUGCUGCGGAGGAACCUGGCCGACUCGGAGGACCAGAACAAGAGGGUGACCACGGAGCUGAACAAGAUGCGCUUCAAGGCCGGCACCCUGGAGGGGGGCGGGCGCCACGGCGGGGGGGCCGCGGCCGCCGCGCUGGCCAUGGACAGCGCCAAGGUGGACGCCCUGCAGGAGGAGCUGAAGAUGGCCAGGCUGCAGAUCAACGACCUCAGCGGCAAGGUGAUGCAGCUGCAGUACGAGAACCGCGUGCUGCUGUCCAACAUGCAGCGCUACGACCUGGCCUCGCACCUCUCGCUGCGGGGCAGCCCGCGCGACAGCGACGCCGACAGCGACGCGGGCGGCGGCGGGGGUCCCGGCGGCGGCGACGACUCCGCCCCCUCCGCCCGGCUGCAGCCCCCGCACCGCAAGCGCGAGGGUCCCGUGGGCGGGGAGAGCGACCCGGACGAGGUCAGAAACGGAAACAACGGCGGCGGCGGCGGCGGCGGCAACGGCGUUGGGCGCUGCUUGACCCCCACGCGGGGGCUCUACACCCCCACGGGGCUGGACGGGGGCGCCCUCCCCUCGUCGGCCUCCUCCUCCCCCACGGCCGCCUUCGCCCGCUUCCUUCCUGGCGGCGGUGGUGGUGGCCGCGGCAACGGCGGCGGCGGGGGCAUCAGCGGCCUGCGCGAGAGGCAGCAGAUGAUGGACAUCCGCAUGGAGGCGGAGCGUCUGGUGCGCACCAUGGACCGCCUCAUCGCCGACACGGCCUCCAUCAUCUCGGACGCGCGGGUCUACGGCGGCGGCGGCGAGCUGAUGUUCGGCCGGGGGGGCGGCGGCGGCGGCGGCGGCGGGGGGGAGGAGCGGGGGAGGGAGGAGGAGCAGGAGGGCCUGGGGAUCGGGAUGGGAGGGCGGUUCCGGGAGCACGAGCUGCUGUACCGCAUCAGCGCCCAGAUGAAGGCCUUCCGGAAGGAGCUGCAGGCCUUCAUCGACCGCCUGGAGCUGCCCCAGCUGGAGGGGAGGGACACGGAGGAGCCUCUGUCGAUGUUCCAGCCCAUAAUUCUUCUCAUCCUCAUUCUUGUGUUGUUCUCAUCUCUAUCCUACGCCACCAUCUUCAAACUAGUCUUUCUUUUUACCCUUUUCUUCGUCCUGUGAUUUUUCUUCCCCCACCUUUUCGUUAUCUUUUUGUUUUCUUCUGAGUUUCAUCCUUUGUUCUUUUUGCUCUUUUGACGUUUUUUCCUCCCCCCCCCCUCUCCCCAACACAUUCAUUGCCAUGGUAACCAAUAGCACAGGACAUUUGCUCUGGCCACAGACGCAUCCAAGGAAACACUGUUAGGUUCCACACUGACGUCUACAUUACCCAUAAUGCCUUGCCGACUG
This is a messenger RNA of Gadus morhua (Atlantic cod), 2942 nucleotides long. Its product is annotated as protein SOGA3. The record is from RefSeq and is a predicted model, not a curated record. Lineage: Eukaryota; Metazoa; Chordata; Actinopteri; Gadiformes; Gadidae. The transcript has 8 exons. Bases 546 to 2717 code for a protein of 723 amino acids. Gene Ontology annotation, biological process: regulation of autophagy.